UCAGGGCAUUCCAGAGCUAGCAGAAAGGCUCAUUGCUAGGCGGAUUAUUUUCCUCCAGUUAAGGAGGCUUCCUGCUGGGCAUCAACAUGGCCUCCGGGGAUCUGUUGUGAACGUCCCCGUUGACUUAACUCGCGUACAGCAGAUGCUGCCGCGGCACCUCGACGACAGCGAAACCGUACUGGUUGGCUUGAAACGCAAACUGCAGUACAAGCGGACCUUCAUGCGCCAGAUGAUCCAACCCCAAGCUGUCCUUGGCGCAUUACGGUACCUUGCGCGAACACCCCUCUACCAUGACGCUCACAUGGCAAAUGAGGAGGAAUGGCUUUCACAAUUUGACACUGGGCUCUCAGGUAGGAAGGGUACAUAUGCAAGUUAAGCGGG
Astrephomene gubernaculifera is the source of this 381-nucleotide messenger RNA. NCBI's taxonomy places the organism in Eukaryota, Viridiplantae, Chlorophyta, Chlorophyceae, Chlamydomonadales, Astrephomenaceae. The record is from the annotation of a GenBank genome assembly.